This is a messenger RNA of Pochonia chlamydosporia 170, 780 nucleotides long. Its product is annotated as 3-hydroxyacyl-CoA dehydrogenase. The record is from RefSeq and is a predicted model, not a curated record. The coding region runs from base 1 to 780 and encodes 259 amino acids. Gene Ontology annotation, molecular function: oxidoreductase activity. The transcript is spliced from 3 exons. Lineage: Eukaryota; Fungi; Ascomycota; Sordariomycetes; Hypocreales; Clavicipitaceae.
AUGAAGAUUGAAAACCGCACCUUUCUCAUCUCCGGAGGGGCCUCCGGCUUGGGCAAAGCAUGCGCUCUUGAACUGGUCAAAAACGGCGCCAACGUCGCCAUUCUCGACAUGAACGAGGAUGGCCACGACGUAGUCAAGGAGAUUGGAUCGUCUGCCAAGUUCUUCGUCUGCGACGUCUUGAACACGGAGAGCAUCACCAAGGCUGUCCAGGGCGCAGCCGAGUGGGCCAAGGCAUCAAACAAGCCCAUUGGAGGUGUUAUUCCUGCCGCCGGCGUCUCUACUCCUGCCACAAUCCUCGAUCGAAAUGGCGACCCCUUCAGCAUGGACGAUGUCGAUUUUGUUCUUGGCGUCAACUUGCGCGGCACACUAGAUCUCGUCCGUCAGGGUACUGCUGAAAUCGCCAAAACUGAAGAAGGACCCGACGGAGAGCGCGGCAUCGUCAUCAUGGUUGCCAGUUCUGCGGCGUUUGACGGGCAAAAGGGCCAAAUCUCGUACUCUGCUAGCAAGGGUGCCGUUGCAGCCAUGACUUUGCCCAUGGCUAGAGAUCUUGCUCGAUUUGGCAUUAGAGUUGUGACGAUUGCGCCUUCAUUGUUUGAGACGCGAAUGACGAGCAUGAUGAGCGGCAAGGUGAGGAAGUCACUUGAGGCGACGUUUGAGUUCCCCAAGAGGUCGGGUCAGCCGGAGGAGUUUGCUGGCCUGGUGAAGCAUUCUAUUGAGAAUAUUAUGCUCAAUGGUACUGUGAUUAGAUUGGAUGGUGGUUCAAGACCGAGCAAGAUCUAG